AUGACUUAUUCAUUGUAUCGCAAUCCACCCUUCCGCGCUGAGCACAUUGGCUCAUUUCUGAGGCCAGACUAUUUACUGGAAGCCCGACACGCCUGGAAUGACAAGAAAGCUUCAGGUGCGCAAUUGCGUGAAGCAGAAAACAAAGCCAUAAAUGAGAUUGUGAAGCUGCAGCAGGACUAUGGUUUUCGAGCUAUUAAUGAUGGGGAAUACCGCCGACAUAUGUUCUGGGGAACAUUUUGGGAGAACUUGGAGGGCAUGACGAAUAUUGUUGGACCGGAUGUGAAGAUCUUCAGAUCUUAUGUCCCUGAUGUUGGAGCUUUUCUUGAGAAAAACUACAAACCGGGUGAAACUGUUGUCUGUACAGGAAAGAUUAAGCAUACCCCUGCGGCGUCGAAGGACCAUAUCGACCAGAUCAGAUACCUUCAGAGUAUCAUGCCAAAAAAGAAGCAUGGGGAUAUUAAGCUUACGAUUCCUGCCCCGACUUGGUACCAUUUGCGAUACAGGGAGGGCUCUGCGUACCCGAAGAACGUCUACAGGAAUGACGAAGAGUAUUUCGCGGAUGCUGUCGCAGCAUAUCAGAAAGAACUACAGGUUCUGUAUGAUCACGGCUUGCGAAAUGUGCAAAUCGAUGAUCCGAAUAUGUGCUACUUUUGCAACGAAAAUAUGAUCGAGAAUUUCAACAAUGACCAACUCAACACUUGCACUGCUGACGAGCUAUUUACCAAGUACAUCAAUGUCUACAACAAUAUCAUGGCCAAAUGUCCCCAAGGAAUGCACAUCGGCCUGCAUCUCUGCCGCGGAAACUUCGUCAAUUCACGAUACUUCACCGAAGGACCCUACGACCGAAUCGCAAAAGAGCUACUACAGAAAGUAAACGUUCACACAUUUUAUCUGGAAUUCGAUACGGAGCGUGCUGGGGGGGUUGGGCCUCUGCAGUACCUUCCGUCGAACAAGAAUGUCGUCUUGGGAGUUGUCAGUAGUAAGUACCCGGAACUGGAGAAUUUCGAUACGAUGGUGGCUAGAGUAUAUGAAGCUGCGAAGAGUAUAUCGAAGGGAAGUGGGAAGAGCGAGAGGGAGGCCCUAGAGCAGAUUUGCGUUAGUCCGCAAUGUGGUUUUGCGAGUCAUAGUAGUGGUAAUGCUGUUGGGGUGAAUGAUAUGGUGGCUAAGAUGAUGCUUGUUCGGCGGGUCGCUGAUAGGAUUUGGCCUGGUGAGGCUUGA
Aspergillus ruber CBS 135680 is the source of this 1218-nucleotide messenger RNA. Its product is annotated as cobalamin-independent methionine synthase II family protein. The transcript is spliced from 3 exons. The record is from RefSeq and is a predicted model, not a curated record. Bases 1 to 1218 code for a protein of 405 amino acids. Gene Ontology annotation, molecular function: 5-methyltetrahydropteroyltriglutamate-homocysteine S-methyltransferase activity; zinc ion binding. Lineage: Eukaryota; Fungi; Ascomycota; Eurotiomycetes; Eurotiales; Aspergillaceae.